CAAUGUCUGCAUCUCUGAAAGGCUCUAAUAGCUCCAAGUUCCAGGUGUCUGAGUUCAUCCUGAUGGGACUCCCAGGCAUUCACAGCUGGCAACACUGGCUCUCCUUACCAUUGGCACUACUCUACCUCUCAGCAAUUGGUGCUAAUAUCCUCAUCCUCGUCACCAUCUGCCAGGACCCUGCUCUUCAGCAGCCUAUGUACUCUUUCCUAGGCAUCCUCUCUGUGGUGGACAUGGGCCUGGCCACCACCAUCAUGCCCAAGAUCCUGGCCAUCUUCUGGUUUGAUGCCAAGGUCAUCAGCCUCCCUGAGUGUUUUGCUCAGAUCUAUGCCAUUCACUGCUUUGUGGGCAUGGAGUCUGGUAUCUUCCUCUGCAUGGCUUUUGAUAGAUACAUAGCUAUUUGUCGCCCUCUUCAUUACCCAUCAAUCGUCACCAAGGCCUUAAUCUUAAGAGCUACUGUGUUCAUGGUACUAAGAAACGGUUUUCUUUCCCUUACAGUGCCAGUGCUAGCAGCCCAGCGUAAUUAUUGUUCCAGGAAUGAGAUUGAGCACUGCCUGUGCUCUAACCUUGGGGUCACCAGCCUGGCUUGUGAUGACAGGAGGCCAAACAGCAUCUGCCAAUUGGUUCUGGCAUGGCUUGUAAUGGGGAGUGACCUAGGUCUUAUAAUAUUGUCAUACAUUUUGAUUCUGCGCUCUGUACUUAAACUGAAUUCUGCUGAAGCUGUCUCCAAAGCUCUGAGCACUUGUAGCUCCCAUCUGAUCCUUAUCCUAUUCUUCUACACUGUUGUUGUAGUGAUUUCAGCAACUCAUCUGGCAGAAACUAAGGUCCCUUUGGUUCCAGUUCUACUCAAUGUGCUGCACAACAUCAUCCCCCCUUCCCUCAACCCUAUGGUUUAUGCACUUAGGACUAAAGAACUUAGGGCAGGCUUCCAAAAGGUGUUUUGUUUGAGCUUAGAAAAGAAAACAAGGCACCAGAGACCUUCUCCAUGAUGUACAUGAACU
Molecule: messenger RNA, 998 nt
Organism: Panthera uncia (snow leopard)
Lineage: Eukaryota; Metazoa; Chordata; Mammalia; Carnivora; Felidae
Product: olfactory receptor 56B1
Exons: 1
Coding region: 3-986 (327 amino acids)
Biological process (GO): G protein-coupled receptor signaling pathway
Cellular component (GO): membrane
Molecular function (GO): olfactory receptor activity; G protein-coupled receptor activity
Source: RefSeq, a predicted model, not a curated record